UUGACGCUUUGUGUGUUGGUGACGAUGGCAGUGAGCCCAAGACUCCGUUUUUUUGUCAGUGUGUGUGAAGUGCUGGAUUGCCAGUCAUCUGUGAUUUUAUUUCGGAAUAACGUUGACGUAAUCGAAUAGGCUCUCUGACAUUGUGAAGACGUCAUGGAUUUCGCGUGAAUCUCCGAUUUUUGAUCACCUCGACAACAUUGUUUUGAAGGCCUGUAGCUACUGCUAACUAACGUUACAGGGAAAAACUCGAGCUACUGUGGCUAGCUAGCGGUGAAACCUGGGCCGAGGAAAACAAGUGAGGCGCUGGUGCUAAUUGUUGUCGUUUUUGGAGUUCUACUACUCAAACCCUUUAAUCAAAUGUUGACUGGUCGUCUUAUGAAUUCGAAUGGUGGAUAUAAGGCAUCGUAACAAACUUGUCAGACUUCUUUUCCUAGCCAUUUAAUAGCAAUUUAGCAAUAAGCUAACUAACUUAGCUUAUUAGCUACUUAUUCCAGCGCUUGCUAGCCAGCCAGCUAAUGCUAAAGUAUUAACUUAGCCAGCUAGCUAGCUGGUUGAAGUUCUUGGUAUGAUUUCUAAAGUACAGUAACUAUUUAAUAUUUGUGAUGUGUGUAAGCUUUGAGUAUGACACCGUUUGGUGUCAAUUGAGAGUAAUUCACAGGUUGCUACAUAUGUUAGCUUAGUAAAUUAGCCCAGUUACCUAUUCUUAAUAUCUAAUCACACCAGUAAGUUCAGUUCGGCAACUAUAACGGGUUAUAGCGAGGUAGCAAAGUUUCCCCAUCAAGUGUUUUUGAACAGCAAUACCAUUAAAGGUUCAUUUAAACCACCCAUUUGCAUUGAUCAGUCAGAUUCUUUCCCAUAUGAAGCAUCACUGUCGAGAGUGGAUGUUGUCUGUAUCAGCAGAUUACGUUUGUUUUUCUUGGCACUGCUGAUUAACGGCCAACACGUGAGCAGCUGCAGGUCAUACAAACUUACUGAUCGGCCCUUGCGCGAUACUUUCAAACGACACAAUGAAUCGCUAUCUGCCAGUUGCACGACAGCACUUCUUGGGUGCAUUAACCAACACUAGCGUUGUGGUGAAGUCCAUAAGUGCCAUAGUGCUACUUCUGUAUCUGCUCUCGUGGGCAGUUGACACUCCAUACGCCCUGGGUGUGACGCCUGGCUACCUCUUCCCCCCUAACUUCUGGAUCUGGACCCUGGUGACCCAUGCUGUGGUAGAGCAGCAUGUGUGGGGAUUGGUGGCCAAUGUUGGGACUGUCAUGGCCUGUGGCAGGCUGUUGGAGCCUCUGUGGGGCGCCUUGGAGCUGCUAAUCUUUUUUGCCGUGGUCAACAUCUCUGCAGGCCUCCUGGCGGGCCUCUGCUACUUGCUCACGUAUGUCGCCACCUUUGACCUGGACUACUUGUUUGCUGUGCGAGUCCAUGGGGCACCAGCUUUCCUCGGGGGGGUGUUGGUGGCCCUCAAGCAGACCAUGGGGGACACAACUGUGCUGCGGGUUCCACAGGUGAGGCUCAAAGCGUCCCCGGCGUUGGUCCUCCUCUGCCUGGCCCUGCUACGCCUCUCUGGCCUGCUGGAGAAUGCCGCACCACUGGCAGCCUACAGCUUUGGCGCCCUGGCAGGCUGGGUCUACCUGCGCUUCUACCAGAGGCACAGCCGGGGCCGUGGGGACAUGUCAGACCACUUUGCCUUUGCCUCCUUCUUCCCUGAAGUGGUGCAGCCAGUGGUGGGGCUGCUGGCUGGCCUGGUGCACGCAGCCCUGGUGAAGAUCAAGGUGUGCAGGAAGAUGGUGAAACGCUAUGACGUCGGGGCACCUUCCUCCAUCACCAUCAGUCUGCCGGGGGUGGAUCCCCAGGACACAGAGAGGAGGAGGCAGUUGGCGCUGAAGGCCCUGAACGAGCGACUGAAGAAAGUGGAGGACCAGUCAGCCUGGCCGAGCAUGGACGAUGAAGAGGACGACGAUGAGGACGAGGUUCGGGCCGACACCCCGCUGCUCUCUGGACAUGAGAGAACCUCGCCAUUAGGGGGGUCUAAUGGUUCCCAGAACACCACGGGACAGGAGUCCAGCAUCAUCAGCUUUGAGGACGCUCCCUCCAGCUCAUAACAGACACACUGAUACACACUCAGCUAUACUAAGUUUUGAGUAGCACACACACUACAGUGACUACACCCACCCCCCCCCACACACACACACACACACUAGCUCUAGCAGUUUUUGACACAUUGUCAGGCUUAUCAGUUUUUCGCUCUGACUCGCCGAAGUUGUACACAGAUUGCUCUCCUGGCCCCACCCGCAUAUGUCCAUUGAAACAUGAAUGCAAUGUACAAACACAUUGGACUCUCCCGAGUUUGUCACGUCUCUCCUGAAUAAACUAUUGAAUGGUUGUACAAAAUGUUUUUUUAAUUACAGCUCUUUUGACCCGAGACACCUGCUCCACACCUGCUGCUCUCGUCUGACUCCCAGACCUUGUGUCUGAGACUCUUGGCAAACUCUCCAUCUGUUGCUGUGUGUUGCUAUUGUCCCAGAGCAAGCUUUCAGCAGACGGAUGCAUAUUCUCAAAGGUUUUCUAGCUCAUCCUUUUGUGCUGAUUGGUGUUUAGUCUUCAAUGUCUUUUACAUCUAUUCUCUCUUCUCCAUCACUGAAAGACUGAAAGACAGUUACGGCCAAAUAUAUAUUGACACACUUGCACUUUUCUUAACUAAUUCCCUAUUACUUCUAAAAUAAAUUGAAAUGGAAAAACAAACAAACAGUAACCACAUACUGGAUUUUCGACAUUGCAGAACCAAUUUAGCUUAUCAUUUUAAUUUAGAAAGUAAAGACCAAUGACAUGGACAAAAUAAUUGGCAACCUUUGGCCAAGAUAACUGCAGAUAAACGCUCCAUCAAUGAGCUUGAUCUUGAUCUUGAGCUUGAUGUUGUCCUGCUGGAAGACCCACAGCCUUCAGUGGAGACACAUUUUUUGGACACUGGGUUGAACACUGGACUCCAAAGCACCUGAUAAUCUGCUAAUUUCAAGCAAACCCACAGCAUUACCAAACCUCCCCCAUCUUUGAUUGUAGGGAGGGUGUUAUUUCAUUGAAAUAAUAAAUAAUUUGUCAGUCAACCCAGAUCUGUAUUGCCAAAGAGUUCCGAUUUUGAUUCAUUGGUCCACAGAACCUUUUCCCUGGGAUUUAGGCUUGUUUAGGUGGGUUUUUGAGAAGUUCAAACAGGCUUUUUUUUGUCUCCAGCAGUGGGGUCUUCCUAUGUUUACUAACAACCAAAUUAGGCAUUCAAAGAAUUGCAGAUUAUCAAGGUGCUUUGGAGUGCAAUGUUCAACCAGGUGUCUUUGUCAAAGGUUGUGGAUCUUCCAGUAGGACAACAACCAAAAACACGCAUAAAAAGAACCCUGGACUGUUCUAAUAGUCAGUGAAGGGUCCAGAUCUGAAUCACAUCUGUGACGAUCCAUCUAUGGCGAGACAGGACACUUCUCAAACAUUGAAGAAUAAGAGCAGUUUGUUGCUGAAGAGUGGGCCAAAUUGCCAGAAGAAAAGGUACAGAAAACUUAUUGAUGGCUACAGGAAGCAUUUGUUGGAAUUUCUUGACUGAGUACUAGCUCCCGGGUGCCAAUGAUUUUGUUCAUGUCAUUUGUAUUUAUUUUCUAAAUUAAAAUUGUCAACUGAAGUUUGCAAAAAUAAAACUGGUUCUGCAAUGUGGAAAAUCCAAUAACAAUGUGUGGAGACCAAACUUUACUAUUUCAACUUAUUUUAGAAGGGUGUCAAUAUAUUUGGCAACAACUGUAGGUCUUGAUUUACCCCCAGCUACUUUACCACUGCUAGAUCUCCUGUUUUCAAAUGUUUCCAACAUUUAUGGGGCACCUGAUAAUUGGACAAGUUGCUCUGUGGAUGAUGAUGAUGUGGUUGUUUAUUGUUUAUUUUUGCUCUGGAGUUGGAUUACUCGAAGGGGAACCAUGGCCAUAAUAGGUUGAAGGUGGGUGGGUCUAUCUUCCUUUUUGGUCAUACUGUUGAUUUGUGUUCUGUCAGAAUCUUUAGUUUUUCUGGCCAGCCAGUUUUAUUUUGUUUCUUUUUACCUGAAUGAGUGUAACAGGGAGAGCUAGAAGACUAGAUGUUGUACACAGUGGUUUCCUGUCAUUUCUGAAUGGUUUUGGCCUGACAAAGUUCAGCAGCUUUUGACAAUGACGGAACAAUACAGCCACUGAUGCAGGCUCUCUUCUCCCCAGGGAACAUCUUGUCGAAAUCUCUUGCUCUUUGUUUCUUUCUAGUUUCUCAUUUUUUCCCACUAUCUGUGUAACGUCUCUGAAUGUUGGUUAAGAUAAGAUCUGCACUCUUGAGUCUUUAAAUCAAAUAACUUAUUUACGAGGUUUGAAAUGUUAAGGUGUGGUGAAGGAUGCCAAUGCGGAUGCAGUUCUGUUUAAUUUGUUGGUGAAGGUGGCCCAAGGAUUGGUUCUGAUGCAGUUCUGUUUAAUUUGUUGGUGAAGGUGGCCCAAGGAUUGGUUCUGAUGCAGUUCUGUUUAAUUUGUUGGUGAAGGUGGCCCAAGGAUUGGUUCUGAUGCAGUUCUGUUUAAUUUGUUGGGGAAGGUGUCUCGAAGCUUGGUUUUCACAGAUUUUCCAUGCACCAGACAGGUUUCCACUAACGAUGUUGUUUCUCUUUGUACUGUGACCGUUGCGCAGACUCCUAUUUAGUUUCAGAUAUUUCUCUGUCUCUAUAUGAAAUAAAAUACGAUUGUAUGAAAUGUAA
Molecule: messenger RNA, 4726 nt
Organism: Oncorhynchus masou masou (cherry salmon)
Lineage: Eukaryota; Metazoa; Chordata; Actinopteri; Salmoniformes; Salmonidae
Gene: tmem115
Product: transmembrane protein 115
Exons: 2
Coding region: 1008-2096 (362 amino acids)
Biological process (GO): retrograde vesicle-mediated transport, Golgi to endoplasmic reticulum
Cellular component (GO): membrane; Golgi apparatus
Source: RefSeq, a predicted model, not a curated record